CCGCCGCCGCGGCUCCCACAAUGCUCGCGUAGCCCAGCUUCGGGCUCCCGUGGCGGCGGCGUCUCCAAGAUGGCGCAAACGAUCUUCGAGGCCCUGGAGGGAAUGGACAAUCAGACUGUCCUGGCUGUCCAGUCAUUGUUGGAUGGCCAAGGAGCAGUCCCUGAUCCAACAGGCCAGAGUGUCAAUGCACCACCUGCCAUCCAGCCACUGGAUGACGAGGAUGUCUUUCUCUGCGGGAAGUGUAAGAAGCAGUUCAACUCGCUGCCGGCGUUUAUGACCCACAAGCGGGAGCAGUGCCAGGGGAGUGCCCUGCCCCUGGCCACAGUCUCACUGGCCACCAACAGCAUCUACACGCCCUCGGCAGCACCCACAGCAGUCCAGCAGGCCCCACCUCCUGCCAAUCGCCAGAUCUCCACAUACAUUACAGUGCCCCCAUCCCCGCUGAUCCAGACCCUGGUGCAGGGGAACAUCUUGGUAAGCGAUGAUGUGCUCAUGUCCGCCAUGUCAGCCUUCACGUCCCUGGACCAGCCCAUGCCCCAGGGCCCCCCUCCUGUGCAGAGCAGCCUGAACAUGCAUUCUGCGCCAAGCUACCUCACCCAGCCCCCGCCUCCUCCCCCACCCCCUCCCCCACUGCCCCCACCCCCACCUCCUCAGCCCCCACCACCCCCACCCCAGAGCCUGGGCCCCCCGGGGCGUCCCAACCCUGGUGGGAAUGGCGUGGUGGAGGUAUACAGCGCCACAGCACCGCUGGCUGGGAGUGGAACGGUGGAGAUCCAGGCACUGGGAAUGCAGCCCUACCCACCCCUGGAGGUGCCGAAUCAGUGUGUGGAGGCUCCAGUAUACCCCACUCCCCAGGUGUACAGCCCUGGCAAACAAGGAUUCAAACCGAAAGGACCAAACCCUGCUGCCCCCAUGACCAGCGCCACUGGGGGCACAGUGGCCACCUUUGACUCCCCACCAUCACUGAAGACCCGACGGACCAAAAGUUCCAGUGGACUCCCAGAAGCUGCAGGGAAGCCAAAGGCUCAGAAACUUAAGUGUUCAUAUUGUGACAAGUCAUUCACCAAAAAUUUCGACCUGCAGCAGCAUAUCAGAAGCCACACUGGUGAGAAGCCCUUCCAGUGCAUUGCAUGUGGCCGUGCCUUUGCCCAGAAGUCUAAUGUCAAGAAACACAUGCAGACCCAUAAGGUGUGGCCUCCAGGACGCAGCGGUGGCACCGUCUCUCGCAACUCUGUGACUGUACAGGUCAUGGCCCUGAACCCCAGCAGGCAGGAGGAUGAAGAUAGCACAGGGUUGGGCCAGACCCUGUCAAGCACCCCACAGCCCCAAGCCUUGCCCUCAGCAGGCGAGGAUGAGGGUGACAAGCUGGAGGCCAAGCAGGUGGUCCUCAUUGAUAGCUCCUACCUGUGCCAGUUCUGCCCCAGCAAGUUCAGUACCUACUUCCAGCUCAAGUCCCACAUGACCCAGCAUAAGAAUGAGCAGGUGUACAAGUGUGUGGUCAAAAGCUGCGCACAGACAUUCCCGAAGCUCGACACAUUUCUGGAGCACAUCAAGAGCCACCAGGAGGAGCUGAGCUACCGCUGCCACCUCUGUGGCAAGGACUUCCCCUCACUGUACGACCUGGGCGUGCAUCAGUACUCACAUAGCCUCCUGCCGCAGCACAGCCCCAGGAAGGACAACGCUGUCUACAAGUGUGUCAAAUGCGUUAAUAAGUACUCCACCCCGGAGGCACUGGAGCACCACCUGCAGACUGCCACUCACAACUUCCCCUGCCCGCACUGCCAAAAGGUGUUUCCUUGUGAGCGCUACCUGCGGCGUCACCUCCCCACCCAUGGCAGUGGGGGCAGGUUCAAGUGCCAGGUGUGCAAGAAGUUCUUCCGGCGGGAGCACUACCUCAAACUGCACGCUCACAUCCACUCAGGUGAGAAGCCCUACGAAUGCUCAGUGUGUGAGUCUGCAUUCAACCGCAAGGACAAACUGAAGAGACACAUGUUGAUCCAUGAGCCAUUCAAGAAAUACAAAUGCCCCUUCUCGACACACACGGGCUGCAGUAAGGAGUUCAACCGGCCAGACAAACUGAAGGCUCAUAUCCUCUCCCACUCUGGCAUGAAGCUCCACAAGUGCGCCCUGUGCAGCAAGUCCUUCAGCCGCCGCGCCCACCUCGCUGAGCACCAGCGCGCCCACACUGGCAACUACAAGUUCCGCUGUGCUGGCUGUGCCAAGGGCUUUUCCCGCCACAAGUACCUCAAGGACCACCGCUGCCGCCUCGGCCCCCAAAAGGACAAGGACCUGCAAGCCCGGCGGCCCCCCCGGAGGAGGGCAGCCCCCCGCGGCGGCAGCAGUGGAGGGCACAAGGUGGUGACUCCCCUGCCCGACCCACUGGGGCUGGAGGAGCUGAAGGACCCAGAGGCCGGGCCAGUGCCUGAGGCCGCCCCAGGCAAGCCCCCCUUCUCGGAGCCGGAUGCUGUGCUGUCCAUCGUAGUAGGGGGUACGGUGGGGGGCGAACCUGAGCUGGUAGUGCCUGGGCAUGCCGAGGGCCUGGGCUCCAACCUGGCACUGGCAGAGCUGCAGGCAGGGGCUGAGGGCCCAUGUACCAUGCUUGCUGUGCCCGUCUACAUCCAGGCCUCAGAAUGACAAACCCCUGGUGUUUGUUCCCAGGGUCUUGCGUGAUUCUCACCUUUGGGUCUAGGGCCUCUGGGAGCAGACUAGAGAUCCUUCCCAAUGGAAGUGAGCCAUUGGUCAAAAUCCUUUCGGAAUGUCAUCUGUAAACCCUAGCCCAUGGCCGCCCCGCUGUGUCUCCUAUCCUGCUGGAAAGCCCUGCAGCAUCCUGGAAUCUGAGGCAGGGAUGAUGGCAAGAGAGACGGCGAAGUCUGAGUGGCCCAGGGUCUGGCUGGUCCAGGCUGGUGGUCAAGCUGCCUGAGACAGAAGACAGGGCAGCCCGCCCAUCCCUCCUCCAGGCUGCCUUGGGGUAGUCUCUGAUCAAGCUGCUCUUCAGGAGUCCUGAUGUGGUUGGAGCCCUGAUCUGCUGGACCUUUUCAUAUGAGGCUCCUCACAGCAUCCCCUGGCCACUCUGUGUUGUAGGCAUAUAGGAGGCUCUUGGGUAUCUACCAUUGUUAGAGUGCAGCUAUCAGCCAGAUCUGGCUUCAGAUCCAAGCACUGACACUCACUUGCUGUGUGACCUUGGGUAAGUCACUUCACCUUUCUGAGCCCUGUGUUCCUCAUUUGUACAGUGGGGCUUAGGACAGUACUACCUCAUAGGGCUGUCAUGGGGAUCCAGUAUGAUGAAAUGUGAAAAGGGUUGGGUAUUGUGCCUGGCACUCAGGAAGUGCUCAGUGCUCAGAAAGUGCUCGAUAAAUGUUUAUAUCAAAAUGUGUGUCCAGAUGGCUCAGGCCCUAGCUCUGGCAGUUCCGUUCUUAGCCCCUAGGUGGCAACAUUCCUCCAAAGCGUAUGCAGGCCGAGGGGUCCCAUGGCUCCUUACACACAACUGCACUACCCCAGUAGCCUUAGAGAGGUUUAGUGCUUCCUGACAAUUAUUUCAGAAUGUGUCCUUGGAAACACACAGAGGAAGGGGUUUGUGCUCACUUUUGACAAUGCAGCAUGUUGGGCCUCGCCCCAAACCCUUUGGAAUCAGAAACUGACCAGAGCCAGAGAGAUCUCUGGAUGGCCAUAGAUGCCCCCACAUCCAGCAUUCCCUUCCCCGCCUCCAGCUCGUCCAGUGGGGAGCAAACCAGGCUCACUGGGAGACAGAAAGGGAGAAAAGGGACUUUGAGCAAUGCUUUCUCCUUUAUCUUCACCCCCACCUUGCUGGGCCACUCUGCCUUAGUUACAGGAGAGGACACUGAGGGCUGGAGAGUGGACCAGGCAGGUUGUGGGAGGACUGUCAGACUCAGUUUUAUCACUGGGUUUCCUUGAAGGCUGUCACAUCCCUCAGACAUCUGUGUGUGGGUCUGAGGCUGGAGCUCAGAGCAAGUCGAACUUCCUCAUAUCCUCAGGAAGGAUAUGAUGCAGGAGGAGGGAUGAGUAAGGCAGCUGUGCACAGCUGAGGGGUGAGUGUGGUAAGCGUACCCAGCCCACAGAAAGGCCGGAGGAGGGACUAGUGGGGACAGGAAGUCUCAAAGGAGGCUAACACUUGAUCUAGGCCUUGACACAGAGUAUGUUGGAUGGACAGAUGGACGAAGGCAUGCCAGGUAGAGCAGGGCAUGAGCAAAGACCUCGAGGUAUGACAAUGCAAGGCCUGUUAUGUUCUGGGCCUGGUGAAUAGUCUAGGAUGACAGAGACUUGGGGAGGUGGGUGGAUCAUGAUAAUUAUUAAUACGCUUCAAGCCUCCACAGGAUGGAUGCUGUGCUAAGACUUUUAUAUCAUAUCAUGUCAGCCCCAUUGGGUGAGAAUUGUCACUUUCCUUAUUUUGUCAAUGAGGAAACGGAGGCACAGAGAGGCAGUUUCUUGCCCAAACACACAGCUAGUAAGUCACAGAGCUGGGAUUCAGGCUGGGGUGGCCUGCCUUCAGGUGCCCUUAGCCACUCUGCUCUACUGAAGUAUGGGUUGAUGUUGAAUCAGAGAGAGCCUUGGAUGUUGGGUUAAGGAAUUUUCUUCUCUACAAUGAAUAUACUCUCUUUUCUCUGUAAUGGAAGAGUCAUGGGUGCAUUAAACAUUUUUUUAAACUGUAACAAUGAUAGUGAAAGAAAUGUUAGAGACCACAUCUCCAUUGUAAUACAACUACUUAAGUUAUA
Camelus dromedarius (Arabian camel) is the source of this 4730-nucleotide messenger RNA. It is a transcript of the gene ZNF341, whose product is annotated as zinc finger protein 341. NCBI's taxonomy places the organism in Eukaryota, Metazoa, Chordata, Mammalia, Artiodactyla, Camelidae. The record is from RefSeq and is a predicted model, not a curated record. Gene Ontology annotation, biological process: regulation of transcription by RNA polymerase II. Gene Ontology annotation, molecular function: RNA polymerase II cis-regulatory region sequence-specific DNA binding; DNA-binding transcription activator activity, RNA polymerase II-specific. The transcript has 15 exons. Gene Ontology annotation, cellular component: nucleus. The coding region runs from base 70 to 2634 and encodes 854 amino acids.